Diaporthe amygdali is the source of this 837-nucleotide messenger RNA. RefSeq lists its product as uncharacterized. NCBI's taxonomy places the organism in Eukaryota, Fungi, Ascomycota, Sordariomycetes, Diaporthales, Diaporthaceae. The record is from RefSeq and is a predicted model, not a curated record. The transcript has a single exon. Bases 1 to 837 code for a protein of 278 amino acids.
AUGAUACGCGUCUUCUGCCCAAAGGUCGACGACGACAACCAUGCGAGCGAAGCCGACACCAGUAACGACAACACACGGGAAGCUCACUUGAUUGACAGCCAGUACGAGCGGCGGUUGAAGGGACGGGGUUGCCGGGGUUGCCGUGGCUGCCGGCAUUGCGCUGAGGAAUGUGUCGAGGAGGAUCGCAGCAAGUUCGCUGGCGGGGUCCAAGCAUCUCCCGCCAUCUUGUGGUCGCUAACGGACCGCCUGAAGACCAUGACUCAAGAUCCCACCUUAUCGCUCCUGAUCACAAAGAUUCGGCCGAGUGGGCACGCGACGGUCCGUCUCUACAGCGGGCAAGAAGCGGCGUCGACAAAAUCCCCGGACGGCCAACUCCGCUUCCUAGGAACGGCGUCACCUCAAUUCGUGCUUGAGGUUGGGUACAGUCAAAAGGCAACGAGCCUUUCGCAGCUGGCCAAGGACCACUUUGAGAACAGCGACGGGGCUAUCAAGAUAGUCUUGACUAUCAAUAUCAAUUAUGCCAAGUCCAGGGAGCGACAUUCGAAUGCCAGAGUGGGCGCCCACAGCGCCACAUUUUGUCUCUACCGCGGCCCAGAGCGCAUCCAUCACAGUACCGUCUUCCGUGACGCCCAGCGUCAACGACUAGCCGACGUGUCUCUCCGGCCCUUGCUGGCUGACUUCAUCCCUGAGGACGUCCUCGAGGAGCUAGACCCUCAGCUGCGACACGAAGUUGAGCAGGUUGCACUCGAUCUCCCCUCUAAGUGCUCUUGCCAAGUGAAGGUUCCCUCUCGAGCAGUUCCUUCAGAGAUGCUUUGUCGCAUUUCCGGAUCUCGCUGA